AUGGACGAGUCUGGUUUCCCUUUUUCACCAGAGGCAUACAGCUGCCACCUGUGCAGGGACUCUCUGCAAGACCCGGUCACCAUCCCCUGUGGUGACACCUACUGUUUGGAGUGCAUCAAAGUCUACUGGGACCAGUUUCACCACAUGGGCGUAUACAGCUGUCCACAGUGCCGUGCAACCUUUACGCCUCGGCCUGUGCUGAGACGAAAUGUAACCGACAUAAACCACGAGCCACGGCUCCAGCUUCCAGAACUCUCUCCGUUCCCGUACCUGCACAGAGAAUCUUACUGCGACUUCUGCGUCGGCCGACGCAACAAGGCGGUGAAGUCGUGCCUCGUGUGCUUAGCCUCUUACUGCGAGACGCAUGUCAAGCCCCAUUACGAGUCAUCUACUUUCAAAAGACACAAGCUGGUGGACGAGACGGGUCACCUGGACAGGAAGAUCUGUCCCCAACAUGAGAAAGGACUGGAGCUUUUCUGUCGUUCCGACCAAAUGUGCAUCUGUGUAAUGUGUACCGUCAGAGAGCACCGCGGUCACAACAUUACCUCAGCAGAAGAUGAGCGCAAUGACAAACAAAAAAUCCUCGUGGCCACCCAGUCGGAGGUCCACCACAUCAUCCAGGAGAGGAUGAAGGAGCUGCAGGAACUCAAGCAUAAUGUUGAAGUUCUCAAAAGUUCUGCUCAGCGAGCUCAGGCAGAAAGUGAUAAGACGUUCCAUGAAAUGCUGCAGGCGGUGGAGCGCUGGAAGUCUGAAAUUAACCAGAUGAUAAUGGCCAACAUGCAGGCGGCAAUGUCGCAGACUGAUGGCUAUUUAGAACGUCUGGAGCAAGAAAUCUUGGAGCUGCAGCGCAGAGAUGCAGAGCUACGGCAGGUUUUGGAAACAGAGGACCACAUUCACUUUCUGCAGAAUUUUCCUACCCUCUGUGUGCCUCCUGAGGCCAUGGUGCCCAAAGUCCUCAUCAAUCCUCAGUUCUCAUUUCGUGAGAUGAGUAAAACGGCCACUGACAUGAAGGAACAUCUGGAUGACAUCUGCAAGAGGGACCUAAGCAAAAUCUCAAAGACAGUGAGUGAAACCCCUGUGUACAUACUUUUACCAAGAAAUGGAGACAAGCAACUCAAAAUUCCAUCCCGAGUCGAUUUUCAGGAGCCAAAAACCAGGACGGACUUUCUGAGAUAUGCUUGUAAAAUGUCCUUUGAUCCAAACACUGUCUACAAAGAACUGGUUCUGUCAGAAGGAAACCAGAAGGUCACCCGAAAGAGAACUGUCCAGUUUUACCCAGAUCAUCCCGAACGAUUUGAUGGAUUCUCCCAGGUGAUGUGCAAGGAGUCUCUGUCUGGGUUCAGAUUUUACUGGGAGGCAGAGUGGAGUGGGGAAUUUUCCAUCGGGGUUGCCUACAAGAGCAUCAGUCGCAAGGGGAAGAAUUCUAAGAGCUUGCUAGGCUACAAUGACAAGUCCUGGAGCCUCCUGUGCUCAGACACAGGCUACUCUGCCUGGCACAACAAAAUCGAUCAAGACAUCCAUAGUGUUCCCAGGGCAUCAAGAAUUGGUGUGUAUUUGGACUAUGCUGGCAACACAGUGGCCUUUUACUCUGUAUUACAGAAUAUGGAGCUCAUCCACAGAUUCAAAGCCCAGUUCAGUGAGCCUCUUUAUGCUGGUUUCGGUGUGGGCUCUUCAGUUACCCUCUGCCAGCUGAAGAAGAAUUCUACACCUUACUAAGAUUAACAAAUAAGGGCAUUAUACACAGUGGUGGGCACACUUCUGAUAAUCCGAUAACAGAUAAUUAUCAAAGAUAAUGUUUUCAGCAUCUAAUUAUUUUGUGAUUAAUUUUUGUCUGAUAACUUUUAAACCGAUAAACAAAA
Thalassophryne amazonica is the source of this 1859-nucleotide messenger RNA. RefSeq names its product finTRIM family, member 84 (gene ftr84). The transcript has 7 exons. The record is from RefSeq and is a predicted model, not a curated record. NCBI's taxonomy places the organism in Eukaryota, Metazoa, Chordata, Actinopteri, Batrachoidiformes, Batrachoididae. The coding region runs from base 1 to 1716 and encodes 571 amino acids. Gene Ontology annotation, molecular function: protein binding; zinc ion binding.